This is a messenger RNA of Nezara viridula (southern green stink bug), 3567 nucleotides long. NCBI's taxonomy places the organism in Eukaryota, Metazoa, Arthropoda, Insecta, Hemiptera, Pentatomidae. The record is from the annotation of a GenBank genome assembly.
GGGUAAUGUUGUUCUUCUGAAUUUACUGUCGUAUUAUUCGUAAUAUAUUCGUGUCUAAUUGAUUUUAAUGAAUUGUGAAGAGUUGAAUUUAUUAAAAUAACAUAUCGUCACUAAUUAUCCCUUUGUAAUGUCUCUUCAAAGGGUUAAUCAAUUAUGAGCUGGAUUCGAAAUAACCCUUUUGGUAGUGGAUAUGGUAAAGUUCAAAAUUAUAGACCCAACACUGGAGAAUAUGAUCCUACUGCAUGUUUUGACAGCUUUCGAAAACAUUGGCAGCAAAUUAGUGAUAUAAUAGAAAUUGUUAAGCUUCCAAAAACUGGAGUUAAACAUGAUGAAAUUCUAUCAGUUGUAUCAAAUUUGGACUUCAUGAUCCGAUUACUUUUGCUUGAACUUCAAUCUUCCCGUCCUUCUUUGAAAUGUCUUGAGUAUAUAAUUAAUGAAAACAUCUUGGAAAUUUUUUUCAAUUGGAGUCUUCAAACAGGAAAGUAUGAAAAUACACUGAUUAUUGAACAGUUGAAGCUUUAUGAAGUAUUGGUAUGCUAUGCAAAUAAGCAACUUCUAAAUCAUGAUUCAUUUCAUUGUACUCUCCUAAAACUUUUAAAAUCUUGUUCUGAGAUAUGUUUCUCACUGGAAGUAGAGAAGAGACUUGUGGUGCUAUUAAACCAACUGUGUGUUUCAUUCAUUCAUCAAAGCCAUCUUCUCUAUAAUUUUUUUGAAAAAAGGACUAAUGACUCACCUAAGUUCAUUAUUUUUUCUCUUUUGAUUCCAUUUGUUCAUCGUGAAGGCACUCUUGGCCAGCAAGCACGUGAUUCAUUAUUAUUGUGUAUAGCUUUGUCAAAACAAAAUGAUUCUCUUGCUGAUUACAUAGUCGAUGAAUCUAAAAUAUGCCCUGUUUUAGCUACUGGAUUAAGUGGCUUAUAUUCUCGACUGCCCAGGAAAUUAAAUGUUGAAGUUGAAGAUUGGUAUUGUUUAACACCUGAUGAUGUAAAUGAUAUUCCAGAGCUUGCUACGUUUAUGAAUUCUCUGGAGUUUUGCAAUGCUUCAGUUCAAGUAGCUCAUCCACAUCUUGUAAAAAAUAUUUUAGAAUUUUUAUACAAAGGAUUUCUUCUUCCUGUUAUGGGGCCAGCUUUGUUACAGAACGUUGAUCAAGAACUCAUUACCGCAACUGCUUAUUUUGAUCUUUUUUUAAGAAGUCUUACUGAACCAGCUUUAAUAUAUUGUUUCAUCAAGUUCAUAUUAGUUGAAACCUAUGAUGGCCAACGCUUAAUUGAUAUAUUGAUUGAAAGAAUAAAUUGUUUUUCAAAGUUAUGUUUAGUCACGUUGUCCUUUAUGCAAACAUUAAUUGAAUUAAAUUGUGAGGAUGUUAUGCUUGAAUUGGUCUUCAAAUAUCUGAUUCCUUGCAAUCAUAUUAUGGAAUCUCAAAAAUCGCGUAUUGGUCAAGGAGAUCCUUUUUGUGAAAAUACUGAAAAGUUUCUGCAGUUGGCUCCAAAAAUCUUUAGAAGCAAAAAGAUUGAAGGUAGUUUAUAUGGAGAUUAUCAAGCAUAUUUAGCUGAUGCUAGAUCAAAAAUUGAAGCAUGUGUUAUAGCCACAUCUACCUGGACUUACAACUAUAAUGGAGAAAAUCCGUCCAUUAUAGACAUAUCUGGAUUACAAAUUAGUGAAGACAAUGAAUUAGAACAUCCUAGUUUGCCAUCAGCAGAUGAUCAAAGUUCUGGCUAUGAAAGCUUUGCAAGAAUCAAUGAAAUAACCAGUGAAUGUGGGAGUGGAGGUGAGUUUGACAGUCCUAAUGGGUCUGAAAUUUCAUCUGAGAAAUGUCAUGGGAAUAUAUGUAUGCCAUCAGCUCCUUGCAUAGGUCCUUUCUUGCAGGCUAUUCUUAAUAAACUGGAAAAUAUGUUUACACAAAACCUUUUCAUUAACCUACAACUUACAGGGCUAAUUUCUAGACUUGCCAUUUAUCCUCAACCACUUUUGAGAUCAUUUUUGCUGGAUCAGUCAUUUAUUUUCCAACCUAGUAUAAGAUCUUUAUAUCAGGUGAUAGGCUGUUUGAAGCAAAAAAUAGAAGCUGCUAUUACUGACUUUACUGCAGCACAACUUAGAACGAUCGUGGAAGAUUGUGAAACAAUUUUACUUGAUAGGGAAAAUAGGCUGGUAAAUAUACGAAAAUAUGCAUUACAGGCUCUAAGUAUGACAUCAUCUGAUGGGAAAUGUUAUUAUUCCAGUAGUGAACGAGAUACUAAACGAAGUUUUACUUCUGCAUUUACUCAAGUAUUCCGCAAGAAAAAGCACCAUCCACCUAUUUCAGAAAGAAAAUUGGACAACUUAAGUUAUAGUUUCAGAAGUACUACGAGUUCUAAUGAAGUACACAGUACCAUUAUGUGUGCAUUACUUUUAUCAGAAUGGCUAAAGGAACUUGCUGCUAUCACUCAAGAACAUUCUGUACACAUGAAAUGAAUUAUGGGAUUUUAUUAUUCUUCCUACUGUCAUCUAUUGGUAAUCAGUGUGCAAUUAUUUUAAUUUUGUAAUAUUUGUAAAUUAAAUGUAGAGAUAAUUGUAUAAUAUAUUUCUAUCAACAAUGUUAAUACUGUUCAUAUUUUUUUUUUACUGUUCAUACUUGUAAAUACCUAAUUUUUUAUUAAUUAAACUCUUCAAUGUUUAAUAUUAUAUAAUAAUUUAUAUUAAUAUGUAUUUUAUCAGAAAGCAACAAAGUGAUUAGAAAAGUUCAAAUGUUAACAUGUCUUUCUUGUCAUAGUUAUAUAUUGUAUAUUUGUAGUAAUAUGUAUAUAUUAAAAAAUAAGGGUUAAAAGCUGUGUCUUAUGUCUUUGCAGUAUAAAAAUAAUCAAAAUGUAAAAAUGUACCUAUUCAUAUAUACAUUGGUAUACUACAUAGGAUCAUUAUUAACAAAGUUCAGAUGACCCCAACUGUUUAUGAAAUGUUAAGAUGUUGACUACCAAAUAAAUUAGCAUUCUUUCAUUGUAAAUAUGAAUAGGUGGCCUCAGAGAAAAUAAGAAAAAAUCAAGUUUGACUUACAUGAUUAAAAAAUUAGCCUUUACAUAACAUUAGCCCAAAACGAGAUGAUUGCAAGAUCGUUUAUUUUUAAAAAAAUACUCACAUUCUAUAUGUUUUUUAUUGGUAACUAUGUGCUAAAAUUAGAGUUUUCAAUGAUAUAAUUAAAUUAAGUAUUUUUAGACCAGAAUCGUGAAACAUACCAUGGCAGUCAACAUGUUAAAAUCUACCAAUUUAAUUUAAAUACAGGAUGAAGUAUAUCAUUAAAAAGAAAUUAAUUUAUUUUUAUAGUCAUUUAAAUGUAACAUUGAUUAAAACUUGUCCUUUAACUGUGUUAUUAUCUCAUUGCUAAAAGAUUAGUGAGGGCAUAAGACUUAAAUGUUGCCUAUCUGCUGUACAUUUAAAGAAAAUGUUUGUAACUAAAAUUAUUACUAUUAAGAUUUAAAACCAGAUUGUGAUGAAAUGAUUGUGCCUGUUUGUUAAAAAUUAUUCUAGUUUAUCUUAAUAAAUACAAAUUUAAAUUAAUAAGGCUGGCCUGUUAUACUGUUUUUUUUUAUUAUUAUUAUG